GUGGAGUCCACCUACCUUGUCUCCAUCUUUGCCUCCCUCUCUCAACUUCUUAAUUCUUUAUGCCUUGAUUUUCUUCUUCUGUAUCUCUUUUUCACCAUCGAUGUAGCUGUACAGCAGCAUGCCUUUAUGUUUCUCAACAGCACUAUGGAAGUGAAAGAGCGACGUCCAUACUGCUCACUCACUAAGAGCCGCAAGGACAAGGAGGGACCGUACACUGGUUCAUCAGCAGACAGCGAGGAUUGUGGUAUUGGCUCCCAGGGACUCAGGGUCCCGACUCAGAAGUCUUACUCCUCCAGUGAAACACUCAAGGCCUUUGACCAGCACCAAGACCAGACCAGGUUGCUGUAUGGGACAUCUAAGGGACACAAAGAAAUGGUUCACCGAGAACAGGAUGAUUAUAACCGGCAAGGCCAGCAUUUCAGUCUUCGUCAGCUGGGCAUUUGUGAACCACCAGCACGCCGUGGACUGGCGUUCUGCUCUGAGAUGGGCCUCCCCCACCGCGGGUUCUCAGUUGGUACAGCCCAGGACCACCUAGAUACAGACAGCCAAGCAGUCAUGUCACCGGACCACGCUAUGCGGCUGUGGGGCCGUGGAGGUCUGGGGAAGUCCUCAGGGAGGAGCUCCUGCUUGUCCAGCCGCUCUAACUCAGUGCUGACGCUCACUGACACUGAGCACGAGAACAAGUCAGACAGCGACAAUGGUUCUCCCAUGUCCUCCCCUUCCUGUCCAUCAUCUGUCAUUGAUCAAUCACAUCCACAACCACCCAGUCUGCAUGACAACCCAUUGUUAGGAGACACGGCUGAGCCAGACUCAGAGGAGGAAGAAGAGGAGGAAACAGAACAAGCAGAGGAAGAGGACUAUGCCUCCCGGUUAUACUUGCCCAUUGCACAUGAGCAACCACCCAAUCAUCAUGGCUCCAGUCUGCCUCCUGUGCCACCCCCUCACCGCCAGCAGCCCUCGAUAACUGCUCUCAACCAAUCCCUGGGCUCCUCACACCACGCUGGCCAGGCUCUGAAUUCAACGCGGCAGCUAAGCCCUCCUACUGGAAGCCCGGCUCCUGUGGCCGGCCAAUCACCAGCCGAACUGCAGACCACACCCCCCGAGAGCGUCCCGCUGCAAGACAGCUGGGUGCUGGGUAGCAAUGUGCCUCUGGAAACAAGGCACUUCCUUUUUAAGACAGGCACAGGCACCACCCCACUCUUCUCCACCGCGACCCCUGGCUACACUAUGGCAACAGGCUCCGUGUACUCCCCACCCACCAGGCCUUUGCCAAGGAAUACCCUGUCCCGCUCUGCCUUCAAGUUUAAGAAAUCCUCCAAGUACUGCUCAUGGAGGUGUACAGCCCUCAGUGCAGUAGGACUGUCUGUGCUGUUGUCUGUGCUGCUCUGUUACUGCAUAGCUAUGCACCUGUUUGGUCUAAACUGGCAGCUUCAGGAGAGUGAAGGAUAUGGUGCAUUCGAAAAUGGAGACGGGGGAAGAGAUACGACUCCCAAUACCAUUAUGGUGUCCACAGACAACGGUAAAAUGUUUCUUCUAGAGAACAACACCAUUGACACAGGAGAGGUGGAUGUGGGGAGACGAGCCAUACAAGAUGUCCCACCAGGUGUAUUUUGGAGGUCUCAGCUGUAUAUUGAUCAGCCGCAGUUCUUGAAAUUCAACAUCUCAGUCCAGAAAGAUGCUCUUGUUGGGGUUUAUGGACGAAAAGGCUUACCUCCCUCACACACACAGUAUGACUUUGUGGAGCUUCUGGAUGGCAGCCGACUUAUUUCCAAAGACAAACGAGCCCUCAGUGAUGUGGAUGUGGGGUACACACACUUGGAUAGCGCGCAUGAUGAGGAGGCUGGGGGAGGAACCCGACACGCACGCUCGGUGAAUGUGCACGAGGCCGGCUUCAUUCAGUUCUUGGAUACUGGCAUCUGGCAUCUGGCAUUUUACAAUGACGGACGCAACACAGAACAAGUCUCUUACAACACAAUUAUCAUAGAGUCCAUUAUGGAGUGUCCUCAGAACUGUCAUGGAAACGGCGAUUGUCUCUCAGGAAUAUGUCAUUGUUUUGCUGGAUUUCUUGGGCCUGACUGCUCCCGAGCUGCCUGUCCAGUGCUGUGCAGCGGUAAUGGGCAGUAUUCCCGUGGUCGCUGUCAGUGCCACAGCGGAUGGAAAGGAACGGAGUGUGAUGUUCCAGCCAACCAAUGCAUCGACAUCCACUGUGGAGGGCAUGGCAUCUGCAUUAUGGGUGCAUGCAUCUGCAAUACUGGUUAUAAGGGUGAUAAUUGUGAAGAAGUGGACUGCAUAGACCCCAGCUGUUCCUCCCAUGGUGUGUGCAUUCAUGGAGAGUGUCAUUGUCAACCAGGAUGGGGCGGAGCCAGCUGUGAGGUUGCCAAAGCUAUGUGUCCAGACCAGUGUUCAGGUCACGGCAUGUACAAUGCUGAAACCAGCACCUGUGCAUGCAACCAGAACUGGACCGGGCCGGACUGCUCUCUAGAAGUGUGUGCAGUCGACUGCGGCAGCCAUGGCAUUUGUUAUGGCGGUGUGUGCCGGUGUGAAGAGGGCUGGACAGGAAGCUUGUGUGACCAGAAGGCGUGCCACCCGCUGUGCAGCAAGAAUGGCGUUUGUAAGGAAGGGAAGUGUGAGUGUGACCAGGGCUGGACUGGGGAACACUGUAACAUUGCUCACAACCCGGAUAUUAGAGUAAAAGGAUAUAAAGAGGGUUGUCCAGGUCUCUGCAACAGCAAUGGACGAUGCACCCUGGAGUCCAGUGGCUGGCACUGCAUCUGCCAAUCUGGCUGGAGAGGGGCUGGAUGCCAUGUGGCCAUGGAAACAGUCUGUACUGAUGGCAAGGACAACGAAGGAGAUGGCCUAGCUGACUGCAUGGACCCGGACUGCUGUCUGCAACUGUCCUGUCAGAACCAGUUAUACUGCAGAGGAUCGCCUGACCCAGCGGAGGUGCUGAGCCAGUCUCCGUCCUCUUUGGCUCCUCAGCAGGCUGCAAGGUCUUUUUACCAGCGCAUCCACUUCUUAGUUGGUCCAGAGUCCACUCAUGUCAUCACUGGAGACAGUCCGUUCAAUAAAAGUCUGGUGUCUAUCAUUCGAGGCCAGGUUUUGACAGCUGAUGGAACACCACUGAUUGGGGUCAACGUGACAUUUGUCCACUAUCCCAAUCAUGGAUACACUGUGACACGCCAAGAUGGCAUGUUUGAUCUGCUGGCAAACGGCGGAGCUUCCCUCACACUCAGUUUUGAGCGUGCUCCCUUCCUCACUCAGUACCGAACAGUGUGGGUGCCAUGGAAUGUCUUUUAUGUCAUGGACACGUUGGUCAUGAAGAAGGAGGAAAACGACAUUCCCAGCUGUGACCUGAGUGGUUUCAUCAGACCCAGUCCUGUCAUUGUGGCGUCUCCUCUGUCUACAUUUUACAGAACGUCUCCUGAAGAUGGGCCCAUCAUACCUGAAACACAGGUUUUGCAAGAAGAAACCUCAAUACCAGGCAGCGAUCUGAACCUGAUCUACCUGAGCUCCAGAGCUGCUGGGUAUAAACCCGUUCUCAAAGUCACCAUGACUCAGUCAACCAUACCCUUCAACCUGAUGAAGGUUCAUCUGAUGGUGGCAGUCGUGGGACGCCUCUUCCAGAAAUGGUUUCCUGCCCAACCCAAUCUGUCCUACACCUUCAUCUGGGAUAAAACCGAUGCUUAUGGCCAGCGUGUCUAUGGGCUAUCAGAAGCAGUUGUGUCCGUUGGCUUUGAGUAUGAGUCCUGUCUGGACCUCAUUUUGUGGGAAAAGAGAACAGCAAUCUUACAAGGCUACGAGCUGGAUGCCUCAAACAUGGGAGGAUGGACCCUCGAUAAACACCACAUCCUGGACGUACAGAAUGGUAUCCUAUAUAAAGGCAAUGGUGAGAACAUUUUUAUCUCCCAGCAGCCCCCCAUCAUCAGCAGCAUUAUGGGAAACGGACGCCGCCGCAGCAUCUCCUGCCCCAGCUGUAAUGGGCAGGCUGAGGGCAACAAGCUCCUGGCACCGCUCGCUCUGGCUUGUGGAGCAGAUGGCAGCAUCUUUGUCGGAGACUUCAACUAUAUCAGGAGGAUCUUUCCCUCUGGGAAUGUCACCAGCGUCAUGGAGCUGAGAAACAAAGAUUUCAGACAUAGCAACAACCCUGCUCAUCGUUACUAUCUAGCUAAUGACCCGGUAACAGGCCAGCUCUACGUGUCAGACACUAACUCACGCAGAAUCUACCGUCCCAAGAUGCUGAGCGGUGCCCGGGACCUCAUCAGUAAUGGAGAGGUCGUGGCCGGUACAGGUGAACAGUGCCCUCCAUUUGAUGAAGCACGUUGUGGAGAUGGAAGAAAAGCUACUGAGGCUCAACUGCUGGGACCCAAAGGAAUUGCUGUUGAUAAGAACGGCUUGAUCUUCUUUGUGGAUGGGACAAUGAUCAGAAAAGUGGAUCGCAAUGGGAUCAUCUCUACAGUGUUGGGCAGCAAUGACUUGACCUCUGCACGACCUCUCACCUGCGAUACAAGCAUGCACAUUAGACAGGUUCGCUUGGAGUGGCCCACAGAUCUUGCAAUCAAUCCUAUGGAUAACUCCAUCUAUGUCUUGGACAACAACGUUGUGCUGCAAGUCACUGAAAACAGACAGGUCCGUAUAGUAGCAGGUCGGCCCAUGCACUGCCAGGUGCCUGGUAUCGAAUACACAAUGGGAAAGAGAGCAGUCCAGACUAUGCUAGAGGGCGCUACAGCCAUCGCUCUGUCCUACAGCGGUGUCCUCUACAUUGCCGAGACAGAUGAGAAGAAAAUACACCGUAUUAGACAGGUGUCGACUGAUGGAGAAAUUACCCAUCUAGCAGGAGCGCCUUCUGACUGUGACUGUAAGAAUGAUGCCAACUGUGACUGCUACCAAGCAGGAGAUGGCUAUGCUAAAGACGCCAGGCUUAAUUGUCCUUCUUCUUUGGUGGUGUCCCCUGAUGGGACACUGUACGUAGCCGAUCUGGGAAACAUCAGGAUUCGAGCCAUACGACGCAACCAGCCACCAACUGGUUCUCUGGCUUCAGGUCCAAGCUCCUAUGAAGUGGCUUCUCCAGCCAGUCAGGAACUCUACGUGUUUGACACCAAUGGGACUCACCAGUUCACCAUGUCACUGGUCACUGGAGACUAUAAGUACAAUUUCAGCUACAGCAACGAUGAGGAUGUGACAGCAGUGACAGACAGCAGUGGAAACACCCUCCGUAUCCGCAGAGAUACCAACAGAUUGCCUGUACGUGUGGUUGCUCCAGACAAUCAGGUCAUCUGGCUGACCAUCGGGACUAACGGGGGUCUGAAGACACUCACGGCUCAGGGACAGGAGCUGGUGUUGUUUAGUUACCAUGGCAACAGUGGCCUGCUUGCCACCAAGAGCAUCCAAAUUGGUUGGACCACCUUCUAUGAUUAUGACAGUGAAGGCCGUCUGACUAAUGUAACCUUCCCCACGGGCGUGGUAACCAAUCUCCACGGCGACAUGUCGUCGGGGGCUGUUGCUGUGGACAUUGAGAUGUCAGGGAGGGAUGAGGAUGUUUCCAUAACAACUAACCUGUCAUCAAUUGAUUCCUUCUACACGCUUGUGCAGGACCAGCUUCGUAACAGUUACCAGGUGGGUAAUGACCAUUCACUGAGGGUCAUCUACGCCAAUGGGAUGGACACACACUUUCAGACAGAGCCCCACAUACUAGCAGGUGCUGCCAAUCCAACUGUAGCCCGACGCAACAUGACGCUGCCAGGAGAAAAUGGUCAAAACCUGGUGGAGUGGAGGUUCAGGAAGGAACAGACACGAGGAAAAGUCAUUGUUUUUGGAAGAAAGCUCCGGGUGAACGGCAGGAACCUGCUCUCUGUCGAUUAUGACCGGACACUGCGAACGGAGAAGAUUUAUGAUGAUCACAGGAAGUUUCUGCUGAAGAUCAUCUACGACACCCAAGGUCAUCCCACGCUGUGGGUUCCCAGCAGCAAGCUUCUGUCGGUUAAUUUGACAUACUCCAGUACUGGUCAGGUAACAGGUCUACAGAGAGGCCCGACCACAGAGCGGUGGGAGUACGACAAUCAGGGAAGAAUCAUAUCCAGAGUGUUCGCUGAUGGAAAGACAUGGAGCUACACUUACCUGGAUAAGUCAAUGGUUCUUCUGCUGCACAGCCAACAUCAGUACAUCUUUGACUACGACUCAGGGGACCGUCUGUCAGCUGUCACCAUGCCCAGCGUGGCUCGGCACACCAUGCAGACUAUCAGAUCCAUAGGAUACUACAGAAACAUCUACACCCCCCCAGAGAGCAAUGCCUCUGUGACUGUGGACUACUCUGAAGAUGGACAGCUCCUCAGAGUUGCACAUCUUGGCACCGGUCGCCGUAUACUGUACAAAUACCGCAGACAGAACAAACUGGCAGAGAUCCUGUACGACUCAACGCGCGUCAGCUUCACUUACGAUGAGACCGCCGGCGUCCUGAAAACGGUCAACCUGCAGAGUGAAGGCUUCAUCUGCUCCAUUCGUUACCGUCAGAUCGGCCCACUGGUGGACCGGCAGAUAUUCCGCUUCAGUGAGGACGGGAUGGUCAACGCCCGAUUUGAUUACACCUACGACAACAGCUUCAGGGUGACCAGCAUGCAGGCCGUAAUCAACGAGACACCACUUCCAAUAGAUCUCUAUCAGUUUGACGACAUAUCAGGAAAAAUGGAGCAGUUUGGGAAGUUUGGAGUUAUCUACUACGAUAUCAAUCAGAUCAUCUCCACGGCAGUGAUGACCUACACUAAACACUUUGACCAACAUGGCCGCAUUAAGGAAAUCCAGUAUGAGAUCUUCAGGUCUCUGAUGUACUGGAUCACCAUUCAGUACGACAACAACGGCCGCGUCACCAAGCGUGAGAUUAAGAUCGGUCCCUUCGCCAACACAACCAAGUACGGUUACGAUUAUGAUGUUGAUGGACAGCUACAAUCAGUCUCUCUGAAUGAGAAACUGAUGUGGAGGUAUAACUAUGACCUGAAUGGAAACCUGCACUUGCUGACUCCUUGGAACAGCGGGCGGUUAACCCCUCUACGUUACGACCUGAGGGACAGAAUCACUCGUCUGGGAGAUGUUCAGUACCGGCUGGAUGAAGACGGCUUCCUGAGACAGCGAGGAGCUGAGAUAUUUGAAUACAACUCUAAAGGUCUUCUAGUUCGUGUCUACAGCAAGGCAGCUAGCUGGACCAUCCAGUACCGUUACGAUGGUCUGGGUCGCCGAGUGGCAUCUAGGAACAGCCUCGGACAACAUCUGCAGUUCUUCUACGCCGACCUAAACUACCCGACCAGGAUCACCCAUGUCUACAACCACUCCAGCUCCGAGAUCACAUCGUUCUACUACGACUUGCAGGGCCAUGUGUUUGCGAUGGAAAUUAGCAGCGGAGAGGAGUUUUAUAUUGCAUGUGAUAACACCGGGACCCCAUUGGCCGUCUUCAGCAACAACGGACUCUUACUUAAACAGGUGCACUACACGGCAUAUGGUGAGGUUUAUUUUGAUUCCAACCCAGACUUUGUGCUGGUAAUUGGUUUCCAUGGAGGCCUGUAUGAUCCGCUGACACGACUGCUGCAUUUCGGUGACAGAGACUACGACAUUCCUGCUGGGAGGUGGACCACUCCUGAUAUUAGCAUGUGGACCCGCGUAGGUAAACACCCCCAGCCCUUCAAUCUCUACAUGUUCAGAGGCAACAACCCCAUCAGCAAGAUUCACCAGGUCAAAGAAUAUGUCACAGAUAUCAACAUCUGGUUGGUUACGUUUGGAUUCCACCUCCACAACGCUAUUCCAGGAUUCCCCAUUCCAAAGUUUGACCUGACGCAGCCGUCACUGGAGAUGAAAAAGAGCCAAUUGUGGGACGACCUGCCUUCUAUCUCAGGUGUGCAGCAGGAGGUGACUCGCCAGUCUCAAGCCUUCAUGUCGUUUGAGCGCAUGCCGGAAAUUCAGCUCAGCCGGCGCCAUUCAGAUCAUGCCAAGCCUUGGUUGUGGUUCGCCACUGUCAAAUCGCUCAUUGGGAAGGGUGUGAUGCUCGCAGUGAUCCAAGGCCGCGUGGUGACCAAUGCUCUCAACAUCGCCAACGAGGACUGCAUCAAAGUCGCAGCAGUCUUAAACAACGCCUUUUACCUAGAAGACCUACAUUUCACUGUUGAGGGAAGAGACACACACUACUUCAUCAAGACCAGCCUGCCGGAGAAUGACCUCAGUGCACUUCGGCUCACCUCAGGCCGUAAAUCACUGGAAAAUGGCGUUAAUAUCACAGUGUCCCAGUCUACAACGGUGAUGAAUGGGCGAACACGGCGCUUUGCAGAUGUGGAACUACAAUAUGGCGCUCUGGCUCUCCAUGUGCGCUAUGGGACAACACUGGACGAAGAAAAGGCACGCAUCCUGGAGCAGGCAAGACAGAGGGCGCUGUCAAGCGCCUGGGCCCGGGAACAGCAGCGAGUACGAGAUGGGGAGGAAGGAGUUCGGCUGUGGACGGAGGGAGAGAAAAGGCAGCUGUUGAGUAGCGGGAAGGUUUUGGGUUAUGACGGCUAUUACGUCUUGUCCAUAGAGCAGUACCCUGAGCUAGCCGACAGCGCUAACAACAUUCAGUUCCUACGGCAGAGCGAGAUAGGGAAGAGGUAACACGGCAUUGUCACUUUUCUACCACCAGUGACUGUCAGAGACUUUGAAAAGACUAACAGAUUCUCUUCUAACAAAACACAAAAUGGAUGUCAGGCUGAACUGUCUCGAGGCUAAAAACCGCCACUGAAAAGCCCCAAUGUCUGCCUUUUUAUCCCGAAGUCAGAUUAACAGACUGAUGUGCGACAGACACUAAACAGUCCACGGCUGUAACGAUCGACAUGAGCUGACAGAAAAUGUUCAGGUUUUGACUAAUGCCUUUUUGUUAUUUCUUUACUUCUGUCCUUCUCCUGCUUUUUUUGAACUACCUGCACGCUUGACCCUCCCUCUCUCUGGUAGGCGGGGCUUACCUGAGUGCUAUAUGAUGUGAGCUGUAAGUGUGGCAACAGGGGGAAGUAUGUUAAAAAUACUAACUGAGCAGUUCAACAGCCAUCACAAGCAUUUAGGCAGUUCUAAAUUGUCCGAGCAGUCAACAAAAGAAAAACCUUCUCCGGAUCCUCAACAGGUCUGAACGUGACCCGUCCCUGGACAUGUCUGCUGGAUCUUCUAUUUUCUGUGGCUAAAGACACUGAAUGGAACUGUCACGGACUCUAAGAGAGACGGGCACAAAAAAAAAAAAACAGACUAUUUGUACAACGGAAAAUUUAAGAUUGAUUUUCUGUUGGGUUUUUGUUUUGUUGUUUUAUAUAUGAACUUGCAUUUGCUUCAGACAAAAAGGGGAUAUAAAAAUGAAGAAAAGUGUUUACAUACUACUACAUAUACCACUAUAACUACUACUACUACAACACCACCACCUCCACCAACGGACCAUGACCUUAACUACACAAAACCCAAAACAUCUGAGUUGUGUUUGGUUUUUAUUGCUUUCUGGCACUGCAAUCUGAUCAAAUCCUGCAGACAUUAAUGGUAGAAAUGGUCCAACUGUAAAGCAGCAGGGAGACUGUGCAGACUGUGUAUGUACUCUUUAUGGACCCAGUGGGCUCUCUGAUUCUGUAGAACACUGGUGCCGUGUAAGCCCCGGAGUCGCUUCACUUCUGCAAAAUGGACAUAAUGCAUAGAACGUGUGCUUUUACUGGUCAAAGGUAGUAGUUUUGCUUGCAAUAGAAACACGCUGUCAUGGCUUUUGGGCGGGGGGUGGGGGGGUGCAGCAGGGUCGUUGUGAGUAGUAACUAAUUGUUGCUUCUCUAUUUUGUUUUCUUCUUUAAAAAGGGACAAUGCAUCACCUUCAGUGACUUUAAUAAGUAACAGUAAUAGAUCAAACAUUGAUGUGGAUGUUUUCUCCUUGAUUGUGGGAUUCUGUACUCUGUCAGAGGAGUUUUUUGUGUGUAUGUGUGUUUACAAGGGAAGCAAACUUUUAAUCAUUUAAAACGAAAAAAAGAGAAAUGUACAAAAAGCGUAACAUAUGCUACCAAUCAGUUUUUUGUUCCAGAGACAAUUAAGAAAAGCUGACUGAUUUUACUUGUUUCUUUUAUUUUGAAGGUUGAAAAAUUCCACUUAUCAGUACAUCAAUAUUAUUCUCAGAGAAAGUAAUUUAUGUACAGUGUUUCUACGCUAAAGAAUAAAAUCCCUGAAACUAUUCUC
Thalassophryne amazonica is the source of this 10200-nucleotide messenger RNA. RefSeq names its product teneurin-3. Gene Ontology annotation, molecular function: protein homodimerization activity; protein heterodimerization activity; cell adhesion molecule binding. The record is from RefSeq and is a predicted model, not a curated record. The coding region runs from base 127 to 8622 and encodes 2831 amino acids. The transcript has 56 exons. Lineage: Eukaryota; Metazoa; Chordata; Actinopteri; Batrachoidiformes; Batrachoididae. Gene Ontology annotation, cellular component: membrane; neuron projection. Gene Ontology annotation, biological process: heterophilic cell-cell adhesion; neuron development; signal transduction.